AUGGCCGACACUACCGCCACCAAAUCCAGAAAACGUCGCCAACCCGACCCAGACUCCACCGAACUCCUCUUCAAAGACCGUCUAAAAGCCGACUCUGUAAUCCUCCAAACUCUAAAAUCCCUCUUGACCUCCACUGCCUCCGCCUCCUCUUCAAAACCCCUCACCCUGUCCGACCUAUCACUCUCUUCCUCCUGUCGAGAAGUCACCGACCUCUCUCUUACCUCCGUCCAAUCCGAAAUCGAAGCCGUAACCAUCUCCAUCGUUCAAUCAAUCCUCUCCGGCAAGGGCUUCUCCUUCAAUGUCCCCUCACGCGCCGCCACUAACCAACUCUAUGUCCCGGAACUCGACCGCAUCGUCUUAAAGGACAAAAAUACCCUCCGCCCUUUUGCUAACAUUUCCUCGGUCCGCAAAUGCACAAUAACUACGAGGAUCCUUUCCUUAAUCCACCAGCUUUGUCUCAAAAACAUUCAUGUUACCAAGCGAGACUUGUUUUACACUGAUGUGAAGUUGUUUCAGGAUCAGACACAAUCUGAUGCUGUUCUUGAUGAUGUUUCGUGUAUGCUUGGGUGUACUAGGUCUUCUCUUAAUGUGAUUGCGGCCGAGAAGGGGGUUGUAGUUGGGAGACUGAUUUUUAGCGAUAAUGGGGAUAUGAUUGAUUGUACUAAAAUGGGAAUGGGAGGGAAAGCGAUUCCGCCGAAUAUUGAUAGAGUUGGGGAUAUGCAGAGUGAUGCAUUGUUUAUUUUGUUAGUUGAGAAGGAUGCUGCGUAUAUUAGGUUAGCGGAGGAUAGGUUCUAUAAUCGCUUUCCUUGUAUUAUUGUGACGGCCAAAGGGCAGCCAGAUGUGGCUACGAGGUUGUUUUUGAGGAAAAUGAAGACGGAAUUGAAGUUACCGGUUUUGGCAUUGGUUGAUAGUGAUCCCUAUGGGUUGAAGAUUUUAUCUGUUUAUGGUUGUGGGUCGAAGAAUAUGUCAUAUGAUAGUGCGAAUUUGACCACUCCGGAUAUUAAAUGGCUAGGGAUAAGGCCUAGUGAUUUGGAUAAGUACAAGAUACCUGAGCAAUGCAGGUUGCCGAUGACGGAGCAGGAUAUUAAGACUGGGAAGGAUAUGUUGGAGGAGGAUUUUGUGAAGAAGAAUCCUGGGUGGGUUGAGGAGUUGACUUUGAUGGUGAAGACUAAACAGAAGGCUGAGAUUCAGGCUUUGAGUUCGUUUGGGUUUCAGUAUUUGUCCGAGGUUUAUUUGCCCUUGAAGUUGCAGCAGCAGGAUUGGCUUUGA
This is a messenger RNA of Dovyalis caffra, 1269 nucleotides long. NCBI's taxonomy places the organism in Eukaryota, Viridiplantae, Streptophyta, Magnoliopsida, Malpighiales, Salicaceae. The record is from the annotation of a GenBank genome assembly.